AUUUUUUUUUUUUCUUAAAUUACAUGCCAAAAAACUUUCACUUAAAUUGAAACGGAGUGGGGGAGUAGCUUUUACUCCAUAUAAAUCGAAAAAUACCUGAACCACCAUUCACCCACCUACUCUCCUCGGAGAUCCCACCUAUUCACUUUUUUCCUCAAUUUUCCUUCAAAUUUUUACUUUCUUGGUACCCUUUUCAUUUCUCUUGUCCACCUUUUUGUGCCUUUAAAUCAGUCCACAACCUCAACAUCAAUCCCUUCCUCUUCUUCUCUUCUCCCCUUUGUCUGUCGAAUCUUUAGUUUCCCAACUAUUGUUACUCUGUUGUUAAUUUUUUUGUUUUUGAGGUUGGUCUCUAUUUUAUAGAUCUGAGGCUCCUUCUCUGUAAUUGAUGGCUGCAUAGUUUGUGAAUUGAUGUCUCCAGUUGCGAGUGAAAUCCUCCUUUGUGGGUUUAUGAUAAGUUGUUCACUUAGACGUAGGACCCAUCUUGUUCAAUCUUUCUCUGUUGUUUUCCUCUACUGGUUCUACGUUUUUUCAUAAAUCACUUGUCUAUCUACUAGUAAGUACUUUUCUGGGGUCCUGCGUCUUCUUGGUGUAAAUAUAUAAUAAGUAUAUAGGAAUAUAUAUGACUUCAUCUUCUUCAGGAGAUUUGAUGAAUGAAAGGAAAAGGAAGAGAAUGGUAUCAAACAGGGAAUCAGCAAGAAGAUCAAGAAUGAGAAAACAGAAGCAUUUGUAUGAUAUGAUGUCACAAGUAGAACAAUUGAAGGAAGAGAAUAUCAAGAUCAUAACAAGUAUCAAUUUGGCAACACAGAACUAUGCUACUGUGGAGGCAGAGAACACUGUUUUAAGAGUUCAGAUGAUGGAACUUAACCAAAGGUUGCAUUCUCUCAAUGACAUCCUCAGCUACAUCAACAAUAAUGGAACAAUAUUUGAGGAUCACAACUAUCCUGAAACUUUUGUGAACAAUCCGUGGAACUUUAUGUACCAAAAUCAGCCAAUCAUGGCAUCUGCUCAUAUGCUUUAUCACUACUGAUUUAAUAAUAUUGGAUGGUGAUUGAUCUGCGUAAUAUUAUAAUGCUAGUGUAUAUGUUGUUAUUAUUAUUCCUAAUAAGGGAAAAUCAUAACGAGUCAAAGAAGAUGAGCAUGCCGGUUGGAUCAUGUAUACUACUGAUAAUAUUGAAACGUA
Molecule: messenger RNA, 1180 nt
Organism: Nicotiana tabacum (common tobacco)
Lineage: Eukaryota; Viridiplantae; Streptophyta; Magnoliopsida; Solanales; Solanaceae
Source: RefSeq, a predicted model, not a curated record